Argiope bruennichi is the source of this 5759-nucleotide messenger RNA. RefSeq names its product leucine-rich repeat and calponin homology domain-containing protein-like (gene Lrch). The record is from RefSeq and is a predicted model, not a curated record. The transcript is spliced from 16 exons. Bases 528 to 2378 code for a protein of 616 amino acids. Lineage: Eukaryota; Metazoa; Arthropoda; Arachnida; Araneae; Araneidae. Gene Ontology annotation, molecular function: protein binding.
UAUUAUAUAGGCAAAUUAACUUUUUCUUUUAAAUAUAAUUUGUAUACAAACAAAAUGAUGCAAUCAAAAAUUUUUUAAUGCUUUCGAUAUUUCUGCAAAAUGACGAGAUGUGCAUUAGAUUUGGUACUUGUAUAUCGAUUCGUGAUUUAACUUUAACUUUUUCCCCCAGUUAAACAGAUACGGAUGAAUGGGAGCAUUGUAAUAUGAUGUUGUUAUUGGCCACAACUGGAAAGUUAGAAACUAAUUUAGCUCCUUGCUAUGAAUCAUACGAUUGUUUUUAUUAUUAAUAAGCUUUUAUGUCGCAUUUGUCGAUUCUAACUUUCUAUUUCAUCCCUGCAGUAACAUAGUGUUUCUAUUACUAAUAGCUAGUGUCGGAGUUACCGAUGUUCUUUCUUCCUUGUGAUUUCAGAUUUUUAAAACUUAGUGCAGAUAUCUUUAACAAAAUGAAAUCGACAUCAUCUGUAUAAAAUGAAAUAUUUUGUGUUUCCUGACUUCCAAAGAAGAUAUGUGCCACAUUUUCCUUAAAGAUGGCCUUUGUGAACUCUAUAUUGAGUAGCCCCGGGACUUCAAUGAGAAAUAUAGACAAAAUAUUUGAAGAUGCUCAACUAAAAGGAAUACUUCAACUGAAUUCCCGGAAACUCAAAGAGUUUCCAAAGGUCUCUUGUAAAUAUGAUUUAUCUGAUCUUGUCAAAGCUGAUCUCUCAAAGAAUAGAUUAAGUGAACUUCCAACAGAAAUAUGUGGAUGUGUAUUGCUCGAAGAUUUGGAUUGCUACAACAAUGUCAUACGCUCAGUGCCUGAUGCUGUUAUACAGUUGCAGUCAUUAGCAUACAUUGAUCUCAGUCGCAACCAACUUACUGUUAUACCAGUAGCUUUCUGCCAUCUUCCAUUACAAGUGUUAAACUUGAGGAAUAAUAGACUAGUUUCAAUUCCAGAGGAAAUUUCAGCCAUGAAAUGCCUCCGAGAUCUGGAUGUUAGUUGCAAUGAAAUCACAAUAGUUCCACCACAACUGGGUUGUGUGACAUCACUGCAACGCCUCAAUUUAAAGAGGAAUUUGCUUUUAGAAAUUCCCAUUGAGUUAUGUCAUUUACGGCUGGUUCAUCUUGAUGUGUCAGCCAAUCGUAUCUCUGCUAUUCCUACUCAGUUGCGUUUCAUGACUUCCUUGCAAGAUCUCAUCCUUGACCAUAAUCCUAUGACAUUCCCUCCAGCUGUUCUCUGUAAAAGGGGACGCAUACAUGUCUUCAAAUUCCUAGAAAUUCAGGCCAUCAAAGAAGAUAAACGAGGCAUUGUUUUGGAAACUGAAUUCCAUAAAUUUAGAAGUCCAUCUAUCCUGUCAGAUAGCAGGUUAACAAAUGGUUUUGGCCCUAGUAGUUGUUGUCGUAAGAGCUACACAUUUGACUCUGGCUAUAGUACAUCAGAUGGUGAUUGCCGAUCUCAAGAGUCUCAAGAUCUGAGUGGUGGUUUCAAGAAACCAUCAGUUGAAUCUCCUCGCUGGGAAACUACUGGUAAUCUUUCCAUUAGAAAUCAAAAUACUAAUACUUUAUUUAACUACAUUCCCAGUAAUGGAGAGGAGGAAACUCCUGAAGUGCUUUCUGUACAGACUUUCAAAGAAUAUAAGGAGGCUCUUAAAAAGAAAAGGGAAGCACUAAACAUCUACAAGAAGACCGAAGAAAAUGGAGUGGAACUUUCUCCAAAAUUACAAGUUUCAAAAACCAAAUCAACUGUUGCUUCGAAACAACCACUUCGCAGAAAUGAAGUUCCAUCUGUGGAAGAAUCACCCAGAGGAAACAGUAGUCCCCUAGUCAAUACUUCUAUAGAUAACUUGCCAAAGAAUAUACAUGUACCAAACAGUGAAAUUGAUAAGGUGUGCUUUGCUGAGAAGAAGGUUCUUAAAUUGGAAGAGAUUGGAUCCUCUUCUGUAAAUAAGGAUUCAAAUCAGAGCAAUUUUGCUUGGCCAAAGAAUUCUCUUUCAGUUGUGAAACCUUCCAAAUCUAGCUUCACCAUGCGUAGGGAGUUAGACAAAGCACGAGAAGAACAGGAAUUGAUAUCUCAACUCAGAGAGAUCUUAGAGAGCCGACUGAAGUUGAAGCUUCCUGCUGAUCUAGAAUCUGCUUUGAAUGACGGCGUUUUCCUCUGUCAUCUGGCCAACAACAUUAGAGCUAAUUCUGUGACCUGCAUACAUGUGCCUUCUCCUACUGUGCCUAAGUUGACGGUUGCCAAGUGCAGACGGAAUGCUGAUAACUUUCUGGAGGCUUGUAGGCGUCUGGGAGUGCCAAAUGAUCUUCUGUGCUCACCACAGGAUAUUCUAGGGGAACAAGGAGGUCUGGUGCGAAUUGCUAUAACAGUUCAAGAACUCACCACACAAAGCAACAAAACUUAGCCAGACACUUUUAUACUAGUCUAUUUAUUCAAUUGACCUGCACAUAUAUUUUGUUUUGUAGCAAAAGUAUCUACAGGAUCUGCACAAAUAGAUCUAUUGUGACCUCAGUGAACAUCUCAAGCAAAUUUUGCAGUGACAGAGAUGUUCUUUACAUCCUGUGACUUUUGUGACCAGUAUCAUCUAGUUUUACAGAGAUGCUUUUUGUGUAUGACAAUUCUUGAGUGACUAUUUUCUAUGUGUUGAAUUUUCAUAAAGCAUGCAUUUGAAUUUUAAAAUUGCACACACACACACACACAAACAAGCAAAAAUCAUUAAAGUAAUCUAGUCAUCUGGUAAUUAGCUUCUGCUCAAAUGUACAAAAUGUAAACCCAAAAUAUUAUUUCAUAUGAUUAUGCUGUAAAUAUCAUCAGUAAGGUUGUUUAUAAAUUAUACCAUGCUUGACAGAGUGAUUGCUUUUGGGAUAAUUCACAGGAUUUCUACUUGAUUGAAUUCAUUAUUAAUUUUACAGAUAAAUUGCAUAAGCAUUUUUUUUGCACGUUUUAUUUUUUUUUAAAAAAAGGAUGUGCUUUAAUUCUGCAUUUUAUAUUUUAACUUUGCAUACCAUUUUUCUGAAAAUUAAAAAAACAGUUUUUUUUUUAAUAUCAAAAAAAAAAAAAAGUAAAUUCUAUAAAUAGGAUCUAUUUACAUAUUAAAAAAAGUAUUGCAAAUAGAAUGUAGUUUCCUAGUCAGACUAGCAAAAGUAAUCUUAUGAUCAGAUCAGCUGAUUGAAGAAAUGUUUUCAUUCUAAUCAACCUGUGAAAAUUAUUUAUUCUUUCAGAUGUGAGAUUAGAAAUCCUGUAAUAAAUCCUGUAAAUUCAUUUUCUAAUUGAUCUCUAUUAAAAAAUCAUGAUUCAUCAUUUCAUUUUGAUACAUAAAUUUUUAUAUCUUAUUUAUGCUUUAUGAGCCUUUUUGUAUAUAAGCUUGUUUUGUUAAUGUUUUGUCAGUUUGGUAUUGCAAUAUGUUGUAUUUAAAAGAGGAUCAUCAUAUUAUCAUGUCAUUUAAUUCAUUAUAUUCCAGGUAAGAAAACACAACAAAUAUCACACAAUUUUAAUGGAGCUUUGUAUUAAAUCCUGUUCAGAAUUUCCUGGACUUUUAUUCAGUGUGGAAGGGAUACAUGACUUUAUAUAUAAGUAUAUUUGAUUAAAAUUUUAUGAGAAUUUUUUUUAAUAUAAUGAUUUUGUAUUUUAUUAUUUAACCAUAACAUAUUUUUAAUAUUAUUUUACUAAUUUUUUAUUUCUUAGAAAUACUGAGUUUUUUGAAAAAUCUGCUUUAUGCUUUCCUGUUUCUCCUCCCCCUUCUAAAAAUUUGGUCUUGUAUACAAGAUAUAUGAUAAUAAAAGCGAUAGUGCCUAUACUAUUAUUUAUUUAUUUUGUAUUUAGCCAUAAAUACUAUCAGAAUCUUUUAACACGUUAUGAUUAGGAAUACUUUUGUAUAGUGUUGCAUUUUAUUAAUGUUAUCAGAUAAAAUUAAUCAUUUCUAGAUUUAUUUUGGUAUUCACUUGUUUCAUAUAAACAAGUUAUAUUACCUCUUUAUAAAGCAUUCUAUCAGAUUUCUAAUUCAUGAUUAAAUACUAAAUACCUUUAUGAUUUUUGAAUUGGGGGAGGAUAUGCUAGAAUAAAGUUAGUACUCUAAGUAGAAAUUUUUAUUUUUCCAGCGUUGUUUUCUAAUCAUAUUUGUUUAAGUAUAUUCUAAUAUCUAAGGUAUAAUUCCUUUACUCCAUUAAUAAGUUUAAAGUGGAUGAGGCUAUAUAUUUAUUUCCACCAUUAACACAUUCAUUGUUGUGUUGGAUUUACAAUAAUUCCCAGUAGUCAUAUUAAAUUUUUAUAAUAAUUUUUUUUUAAAAUCAUGAUGCAUUAAUAGCAUUAUUAGCUAUAACCAUUAUUAAUAUAAAGGGCUUACUAAAAGUUUAUUUAUAUUAUUGACUCGAUAUAAUUGUAUAAAGUAAUCUGUAAUUUUCUCAUGAAUAAGUUUUUGUAAUUGAAUGUACAUAAAUAUAAUUUUAAAAUAGAUUGAGAAAUAUUUAUUAAAAAUCAAGAAAAUAGCUAAAAAAGUUGAUUUUUAAGAAAUUAGUAUAUUUCAUUGUAAGAUUUAAACAAUUCUAAAGAAUUUAUUUUGCAUCUUUCUCAUGCCUAGAAGUUGAUAAAAGCAUUCUUUGUCCACAUCUUAGUAUGCAUUUGGGUUAGUACCCUUAACUUAAGGAGCUGUACAUUUCUUUAUAUACCAAUUUUCAUCACCAUCAAUGAAUGUGUUAAUAACAACUCAUCUAACCAUUUGCACUUCUUGAUAAGAGAACUUUUUGUUGAUUAGGUUUCUCAAGGUUAAUUGUGUUAAACUUUGACAUUCAUUAAAUGCAUUGAUCAAUUUAUUUUUUAUUUAAUGAAUAAAAAAUAUUACUUAUAAUUUUACAUCUAAAAAAAUGAUAAUUUAACAAAGCAAUAAUUAAAAUAACCAUGCAUUUUGUAAUUUAAUAAUUCAUCAGCUUAAUUAAAUUAAUUUUUACUGUUGGAUGAAUGAUUAUUUGUUUGGUGAAUAAUGGUAAUAUAAGUGAAUAUCAAUCUUUCUUUUAGACAACAACAACAGCCACUAAGAUAUUUGUAAAUAGAGUAUCAGCUUUUGGCAUUUCUUAGCAGUAACUUUUGGUAGUACUGAGUUAUAUUAGAUUACUUCAUCUGUGAAAUAUAUAUUAUCAUUGCUUCAUCUGUGAAAUAUAUAUUAUCAUUGCUAUGCUGCAGUUCUUCAAAUUAGAAUGAGAGUAAAAAAUCCUUUUAUAAAAUACUCAAAACUCCAAAUCAAUAUGGUAACAGAUCAGUCACUGAACAUUAAUUUUUUAUACAUAAUUAAUUUGAAUAUUAUAUUUACUUUAUGUGAAAUAUGCUAUAAUAGAUUUUCAUUAAAUGGAUGAUGAAAAUAAUAAUGUCCUAUAUACAUUUAGUGUAUUUCACACACACACACACAUACAUAUUGCAGUGGUUGAUAAAUUAUUCUGUGUAUUUACUUAAAAGCAAAUCAAAUAAUUGUGCCUGUUAUAAUUAUUUGCCCAAAAAUUAAAUUAUCUAACAAUAUUUAUAAAAUUUUAAACGUUCAGAGUUGUGAUUGAAACCACCGAUUUGUAGUUAACAAAAGUAUUAUGUAGUGUUUUUUUUUUUUUUUUUGUUUUAAGUAUAAAUAAUUUUGUUACUUGAAUACAGUUUUCAACCUUAUUAUAAAAAAAUAUUUUUACUUUCCAGUAUUGUAUUUAAUGAAACACUAAAUUUUCAGUUAAUUCUAAUGUUCAAAAACAAUUGUUUUAUCCAGUUUAGUUAUAUCUUUUCCUUAAUGUCAUUAUUUCAUAAUAUUUCUUGU